AUGUUCAGACAAGCUAUCGCCACCUCUUCCCGCGCUGUGCGCUCCGGCAUGCGCACCCAGACUCCCAAGUCUGUCUUCCAAAACCAGUUCCAGACUUCCCCGGCUUUCAGGAUACGGGCCGCUCAGCCUGCCGUCGCAAGAUGGUACAGCGACGCCAAGGAGAAGGAGACCAAGGAGACCGAGGCGCCCAAGGAGAGUGAGAAGGCUGAGGACGCCGAGUCACCGUUGAAGAAGCAGCUCGAGGCCAAGGAGAAGGAGGCCGCUGACUGGAAGGACAAGUGCCUGCGCACCAUCGCCGACUUCCGCAACCUCCAGGACCGCACACAGCGCGAGGUCAAGCAGGCCCGCGACUUCGCCCUCCAAAAGUUCGCAAAGGACCUCGUCGACAGCGUCGACAACCUGGACCGCGCGCUCUCCAUGGUGCCCCAGGAGAAGAUCAACGCCACCGAGAAGUCUGGCGACCUCCAGGACCUCGUUAACCUGUACGAGGGUCUCAAGAUGACCGACGACAUCCUCAUGUCCACCCUCAAGAAGCACGGCAUCGAGCGUGUCAACCCGGAGGGCGAGAAGUUCAACCCCAACGAGCACGACGCCACCUUCAUGGCACCCCAGCCCGACAAGGAGGACAACACCGUCUUCCACGUCCAGCAGAAGGGAUUCAAGCUCAACGGUCGUGUGCUGCGCGCCGCCAAGGUCGGCGUUGUCAAGAACGCUUAA
This is a messenger RNA of Colletotrichum aenigma, 717 nucleotides long. Its product is annotated as GrpE protein-like protein. Bases 1 to 717 code for a protein of 238 amino acids. Gene Ontology annotation, biological process: protein folding; protein import into mitochondrial matrix. NCBI's taxonomy places the organism in Eukaryota, Fungi, Ascomycota, Sordariomycetes, Glomerellales, Glomerellaceae. Gene Ontology annotation, cellular component: PAM complex, Tim23 associated import motor. Gene Ontology annotation, molecular function: protein-folding chaperone binding; adenyl-nucleotide exchange factor activity; protein homodimerization activity. The record is from RefSeq and is a predicted model, not a curated record. The transcript is spliced from 2 exons.